This is a messenger RNA of Brassica napus (rape), 1300 nucleotides long. RefSeq names its product macro domain-containing protein VPA0103. Lineage: Eukaryota; Viridiplantae; Streptophyta; Magnoliopsida; Brassicales; Brassicaceae. The transcript is spliced from 8 exons. Bases 541 to 1113 code for a protein of 190 amino acids. The record is from RefSeq and is a predicted model, not a curated record.
UUUCCUCGGUAUUCCAUAAGAAUAUUCCGACGGAAUGAUAUUUCCUCGGAAUUCCGUCGGUAUAUUCCGAGGAAAUUCCGAGGAAACCAAAUUUUGUGUUUCCUCGGAAUAUCCUCGGAAAUUCCUCGGGAUUUUCCGAGGAUUUCAUUUUCCGUCGGAACGUCCGUCAGAAUAUCGUUGUUUUCUUGUAGUGCUAUAUAGGCCAAUGAUUAACACUAACAUGAUUCCCUAAUACUCCACACAAAAGAGCUAUUUGAUAUUUGUGUUGUCUGAUGAGAGCCUUGUGAUUAUCUUCAAUGGUUAUAUUUGGUAAUAUAGAAAGUCUUUUAAGGAUUCAGCACAACUUCAUGUCUUUUUACUUUUUAAGAAUCCUAAUUCGAAAAUAAAAUUUGCUUAAUAACUCAAAAAGACAUGAAAAGCAAAACUGUAAAUUAGAAACAGUCGUCGUCAUGGAACAAGAACUUGGAUGCAUGUCUGUCAGAAUGAACAUUUCCAUUCCUGGUUGGACUUCCGGAGAAGUGCUAACUGUCUAUCUCAUCCAUGGCUUCUGGAGCUGUUUUCAAUUUGUCUGAUUCUAGUCUUCUCAAAAUCCUUCAAGGUGACAUCACCGAGUGGUCCGUGGAUGCGUCCUCCGAUGCUAUUGUCAAUCCAGCAAACAAGCGAAUGCUAGGUGGUGGUGGCGCCGACGGAGCAAUACAUAGAGCUGCUGGGCCACAGAUGAGAGCAGCAUGCUAUGACAUCCCUGAAGUUCGUCCUGGAGUGCGUUGUCCAACUGGUGAAGCAAGAAUCACACCGGGUUUCAACUUGCAUGCAUCUCAUGUGAUCCACACUGUUGGACCCGUCUAUUACUCAGACGUCAACCCUAGAGAGUCCCUCACCAGCUCUUACAGAAAUAGUCUUAUAGUGGCGAAGGAAAACAACAUCAAGUACAUUGCAUUUCCUGCCAUAUCUUGUGGGAUUAAUGGAUAUCCUUCUGAUGAAGCUGCUGUGAUCGGUAUAUCAACGAUCAAAGAAUUCGCCAAUGACUUUAAAGAGGUGCAUUUUAUUAUGUCCGCGGACGAUAUUUAUAACGUGUGGGUAAACAAAGCAAAUGAGAUGCUACAAGAAGCUUAAGAUUCCAUCUGCCGCCUAAGUGAAUGACCAAGUAAACAUGAGUAAAUAAGACUUUGUUAUUUUGUGUUAGUGUGAUGAGAGCCUUGUGUUAUACUCAACACAAAGGAAACAUUUGCCGUUAUGUGUUAUGUGAUGAGAGCCUUGUGAUAUUCCAUACAAUGUUAUAUAUGGUCCUUUGGAUUUAAGA